Kogia breviceps (pygmy sperm whale) is the source of this 5335-nucleotide messenger RNA. The record is from RefSeq and is a predicted model, not a curated record. Lineage: Eukaryota; Metazoa; Chordata; Mammalia; Artiodactyla; Physeteridae.
AACAAAAUGAUAAAUGCUUGGAAGAAAAAUAACUCAGGACAAGCAGAGCAAUACUAAGUGUGUGCUUUCACACAGAGGGCUCCGGGAGGGCUUCCCUGGGGAGGUGGUAUGGUAUCUGAGCAAGGCACCGCAGGGUGGGACGGUGCAGGCGGGCGGUCCCGUGGCAGAGCAUCCCAGGCAGAGACCUGAGGUGGGCAGAGCCGGGGGUGCUGAGCCGCAGGGCGCUGGGCUCCGAGGCCGAGCGCAGAGGUAGGAACAGGCUUCUGGGUGGGCGCCCCGGCCUCAGCACUUAAGGCCUUUCAGGUCCGGGCAAGGACUUCGCAUUCUGUGUCUAGACCGGCCCCCCGCCCCAGCCCCCGCCCCGCUUUGUUAAUGGGAAAGCUGGAGGGUAGCGGGAGGACGGCUCAGGCUGGCCUCUGGAUUCCUCAUCCAAGUUCAAGAUCCGAAGCAGCACCUCCUCCGACACCGAUCCCUGCAGGCUCACUUAACUCGCCUGUUAGUCUAGUCGUUGGAACCACAGCAAAGAGUCAUUUCUGUUAGUCACACUUUCGCACUAGCCCAGAUCCCUUUUGUGGCUUUUGGGUGGGUUAGGAGGCGUGUGGGGUGAAGCUCGCCAGAUCGGGGGCCUCGGGCUGGCCUGCUCUGGGCCCCCCGCGGGCUACCUCUACUGGCAUUUCUGCCCGCGGCCAGCACUCGGACCCACCGCGGGGCAGCGCGACCGCGGCGCCUCGAGAACUAGGCAAAGUCGAGCGCGCGUCCACCCGAGCUCCGGGAACACCUCCGGGCCGGCUCCAGCGCCCGCGGCUUCCGGCUCCGGACGCCGGGGCGGGGCCCGAAUCUGCAUUUCUAGCCGGCUCCCAGAUGCUGCAGGUCAGGCACCCACUUUGAGACCCACCGCCCCAGAGCUCGGUUGCCCGGAUGGAGGUUCUGUUGGGUUCCAGGGCAGCGAGCCUGGCACCGCUCACUCACUCCUCGAUCGCCAACCUCAGUCCUCCCGCCGGUCCGCCCACCUCGCCCUCGCCGGGCCCUGCCGCUGCCAGGAGGAAGAUGAAGGCUCGCGCUCCGCCGCCUCCCGGGAGGCCCACCCCCACCAGCGUGCUCAGAGGACAGAGACCUCCCCGCGAUGCGUCCCCUAGCCCCCCGCAGAACCUGCUCAGCAGGAAGGAGACGCUGGACGGCAGGGUGGUGGCCAUGACCGUGGUGCUGCCCAGCGGGCUGGAGAAGAGGAGUGUGGUCAACGGGAGCCACGCGAUGAUGGACCUACUGGUUGAACUUUGCCUUCAGAACCACCUGAAUCCGUCCAACCAUGCCUUGGAGAUCCGGUCUUCAGAAACUCAACAGCCUUUGAAUUUUAAGCCAAAUACUUUGGUUGGGACCCUGAAUGCACAUACCGUAUUUCUGAAAGAAAAAGUUCCUGAAGCGAAGGUUAAGGCUGGCCCCGCCAAGGUGCCUGAGAAGACGGUGCGCCUGGUGGUGAACUACCUGCGCACGCAGAAGGCGGUGGUGCGCGUGAGCCCCGAGGUUCCCCUUCAGAGCCUCCUCCCCGUCAUCUGCGCCAAGUGUGACGUCAGCCCGGAGCACGUGGUCCUCCUCAGGGACCACGUGGCCGGCGAGGAGCUGGAGCUCUCCAAGUCCCUCAACGAGCUGGGGAUCAAGGAGCUCUACGCCUGGGACAACAAGAGAGAAACCUUUAGAAGAUCAUCACUUGGCGACGGUGAGACAGAUAAAGAGAAGAAAAAAAUUCUGGGAUUUUUCAAAGUUAAUAAAAGAAGCGAUAGUAAGGCAGAGCAACUCAGGCAGCCGGGGGCGGGCAGCGAUGAGGACGCCUCCGAGUUCGCACUGGGAAGGGGCUCGAAUGGCUGCUCGACGACCCCAAACUCCCCGUCCGUGAACCCCCGUUCCACUCCACUGGGUCCGUCGCUCUCCCUUGGCAGCAUCUCGGGGGUGUCGGUCAAGUCAGACCUGAAGAAGCGCCGAGCGCCUCCCCCUCCGUCCCUGCCCGGCGCGGGAGCACCCGUGCAAGACAAGACGUCGGAAAAGGUGUCUCUGGGGUCACAGAUGGACUUACAGAAGAAGAAGAGGCGUGCACCGGCUCCCCCUGCGCCCCAGCCCCCGCCGUCCAGCCCGCAGGUGCCCCCCCGCACGGAGGACAGGGAGGAGGACCGGAAGGGCAGGACGGGUGUCGGACGGCAGGUGCCACAGAAGCCUCCCAGAGGCACUGCUCGGGCCCCCCCCCAGUUAGUGCUGCCCCCGCCCCCGCCCUACCCUCCUCCUGACACGGACGUGGCAGAGCCGCUCGGCUUUCCUGGGGAAGGCGCUGUUUCCGAGGCCUCCGACCUGAGACCCACACUGAGCCUGCCCCUGGGGCCCGGCGGUCCCUGCGGUGUGGACGGGGUCCCGCCACUGCCAUCGGAGGCCGAGGAGACUGUGUCUGUUGGCAGCUGCUUUGCCUCAGAGGACACGACAGAGGACUCGGGAGUGAUGAGUUCCCCCUCGGACAUCGUGUCCCUGGAUUCCCAGCACGACAGCACGAAGUCCAAAGACAAGUGGGCCACAGACCAGGAAGACUCCAGUGAUCAGGACCUGGCUGGGACCCCCGAACUGGGCCCCCAGAAGAGCCCCUCGUGGGAGAGGAGUGGCUCCGGGAACUGGCGUCCAAGAAACGGAAGAGUUGCUCCAGCCUCACGUGAGGAUGAAGACCUAUUCAUGACUGGCCAGUUCCAGAAAACCCUUGCAGAACUGGACGAAGAGCUGGCAGAAAUCGAAGAAAGCUACGAAACCGACCCGAGCUUCCUCACCAGCUGCGUACACAGCAUGUCCGGUCUCUGCCCGCAAGGCACCGUCGUCCCCGACGGCGAUACCGAGGCAAUCCCGGUGACAUUCAUAGGGGAGGUUCUCGACGAUCCCGUGGACUCGGGGGCAUUUACCAACAGAAACAACAACGCCGGCUCUUUCGACGCUGGGAGCGCGGCCAGCAAGAAGGCCCAGCUGCCGCCGUGCCAGGCCACGCACAGCCAGCAGCACGGGCAGGGGAGGGCUGCGGGGCCGGGCUCACCCACUCCUCCCCAGGACCCUGGGAGAGAAAUCAGAGUGGCCUCGACCGACACCCGGAAGGACGCGAGUGCCAGUGAAAUGGCGCCCAAGGCAGCUUCUGCUUCCACACUCCACACGCACGACCUGAGUGCGAAGGAGGAAGGCGAGGCGGCCGGCUCUGCUCAUGGCGGGGGGACCCUGGCCACCGGGAGGGUGAGCACGCAGCCAGGGAAGGAGAAGGAAGGAGACGGUACAAGUGACGUCUGGGCACCACCGCCGUGGUACCGCGGCCAACACCCGGGGGGCAGUUACGGGCUUAAAUAUGGCCUCACAACGUAUAAAAUCGUCCCUCCGAAGUCAGAGAUGAAGUGCUAUGACCGGGGAGCAUCCCUGUCCAUGGGUGCCAUCAAGAUCGACGAGCUAGGGAACCUGGUGUGUCCCCACACGAAUGCCGGCAGGACCGUAGUCCUGACGUCGUCCACUCUGGAAGCAGAAGCCCCGCCCAUCGGAAAAGUCAAAGCAUUCUGGAGGUCCAACUCUCUAGAAAAACGCUCUAGCCGGCCCACAGAGGGGGCCAAGAGGACCUCUACCCCCACCACGCCCACGAAUCCACAACCUCAAGAAAGCAGACUCAGAGCGGAGCCCGCUUCCCCAGACCCCAAAGCGACAUCGCCCCGGCCCCAGUCCCCCCGCCCAGAAGAUGGGAGACCCCUGGAGGAGGACAGAAGCUGGCCACUCCCAGCAGCUGCUUGUCCCCCGAAAGUGCCAGCAGCGAACACCGCAGAAGUCCUGUUUCUCAAACCUCCCAGAAGAACAUCCAGCCAGUACAUGGCCUCUGCCAUUGCCAAGAGGAUAGGGACCCCCAAAGUCCACACCGACGUGCGGAGGAAGCCCGAUAAUGCCCAGAAGACGUGUGAAGGCAGAGCGCCAGAGCCAACUGGGCGCCCUCCCGUGAUGAAGGAUGGGACCAGCCCCAGCCCGUACCCAGACACAGGCGUGCGUCACCGUGGGGACGAAUGGGCAGCAGGAGCCCGUCCCGGAGGGCAAGUCAGCAGCCCCUCUGGGAAGCUGUCUGCUCAAGACGGCCCCACUGGCACCCACAGAACUGCCCACGGACCGCUAAUCACAGCUGCCCAGAGGGGUCAGGCUUCUGUGGGGCAGAGCUGUGGUCUCGGUGGAACGCAAAGCCCGAGGAAACACAGGAGCAGCUCGGCAUCUGAUCUCAAGUGCCAGCCGGACGGCACGAGCCCCCCGCCCCCUCGCUCAGGAGGGGAUCAGACUCCAGGCAGCGCCCUGGUGAAUGGCUCCAGGUGGGUCUCCGUCCACAAAGAGCCUCUCCUCUCUCCGAGAGUGUCUGAUGCAAGUAGCCACGCUGGACGGGAGCCCCCAGAAUGGGAGGAAAAGCCGGGUUUGUCAAGCACAGAUGUACCUGAAGCCGAUGGUACCCCGCCAGCCAGUAUCUUCGGGCCAAAGAAGAAAUUCAGACCUGUGGUCCAGAGGCCAGCCCCGAAAGACACAUCCCUGCACAGCGCCCUGAUGGAGGCCAUCCACUCGGCGGGAGGGAAGGACAGGCUUCGCAAGACUCCGGAACCCGGCUCAGAGGGCGGUCCGAAGAAGCCAUCCUACACAGAGGUAGACAGCGAGCGCUCAGCCCUGCUGGCGGCCAUCCGCGGGCACAGUGGCACCUGCAGCCUGAGGAAGGUGACGUCCUCCGCCUCCGAGGAGCUCCAGAGCCUCCGCGAUGCCGUGCUGUCUGCACAUGGGGCAGAACCCCCGGGGCUAGAAGACCUUGGGAUCCAGUCCCCACCCGCCCUGCUGCCGCCGCCGCCCCCGCCCCCUCCGGUCACCCAGGCUCCCACCGUAUCCCGGACGGCGUCCAGGUCCAGCUCGGGCCCCCUCAGCAACCCAGUGGACGCCAGGCAGGCCUUGAUGGAUGCCAUCCGCUCAGGCACAGGGGCCGCGAGGUUGAGGAAGGUGAGGAUGCGUGACUGCGCGUGCGUGCUCCCGUGGGCCAGAGGCCGGGAGAAGAACGCCCCCGGGCAGACGCGCGCUCAGCGUGGCGGGAAGUCACUGCCCAACUCGCUCCUGGGAUGCAGGGCGGGCUCCGGUGCACUCCUAACCCCCGAGCGCGUUUCCAACACCCACAGCCGCCUCUGAUCCGGGACGGCCCCCUGUGAUGCAUCCUGAAGGGCCUGCACCGCACUCACGGCCUUCGGCCGGGGUCCAGGCGACAGCAUAAUUGCUUAAUGAAUUCAUCUUUCUCUCUUUCCUUCUUCCUUUCGUAAUUUUGUUUUCUUUUGCC